GAUUCCACAGAUGCAUAGCUCCGCAGUGCAUUUUGCGUACAAUUUGUGCCACAGUCGUCUGGCGACAAGUGAAAUAAUCGAUCGUUGCUUUUUCUUCUAGCUUAAAUAGAAAGAUCGCGCGAAAGUAAAGUUGCAUUCUGGCAAGAAUUCGGGUGUGUGAGUGUGUAUUACGUUUAACAAUAAAAUAGUUGCAAUCAGAGAAUAUUCACACUAAACGUUUGACCUUCCGUUCCGUUUGCCUUUUUUUUACUUUCGCGGUUUCGGUGUAAUUAGAUUAUGACUGUGGCUACGUCAUAAAUGUCUGCAUUGGUUUCUUUAUGUUUGCUGAAGAUUGAAUUAGUAGCCGACAUAAGUCGCAGCCAGUCGACGGUUAUGUUGGGCUCUUCGGAAUCCGGAUCCGCCUGCGAUGACGCAGCGACGGGUGGCAGCAUAGUUGGCGAUGAAGCAGCUGGUGCGGUGUCGAACGAACAUCCCAACAAUCCACGCCUGCAGCGAGAGAUGCGGGGCCAACGGAAGCCGAAGAAAAUCACGAUCGAAAGCUAUCGGAAUCGGCUCCUGGAUGGUGGACCGAUUCCAGCAGACGAGUAUCGUGGCAUCCUGCCAAAGAGCUCGCGCGAACAGACACCGAUGGACGAGGUGCCACCGCCUUCCGCCACAGAGAUACUGGGAGAGAUAAACUUCUUUUCCGGCAAUCCAUUCGUGGAAGUCACGAAAGGAAUCCUGCACCUUUUCAAGCGGAACGAACGAGCGGAUAUUUCGGAAGGUGGUGUAUCGAAAACGCUUUGUUUGAUUGCCGUACCAUCGUCUCUUAAUUGCCACGAUAUACUCAACUUUAUCGCACCAUGUCAGAAGGAGAUCCAGCAUGUGCGAAUUCUGCGCGAUGGUUCGCCAAACCAAUUUAUGGUGCUUCUCGAGUUCCGCUGCAUAGAGGGAGCAAUCGAAUUUUACAAAACCUUUAACGGAGCGCCCUAUAACAGUCUUGAACCGGACACCCUAUGCCAUGCCGUUUGGGUGUCAAGCGUGGAGUGGGGUCUGGACGAUUGUUGCGUAACCCCGCAAGGACACACCGAGCUUCCGUCGUGUCCUGUGUGUCUUGAGCGCAUGGACGAAAGUGUGGACGGUGUGCUAACGAUCCUGUGCAACCACGUGUUCCAUGCCGGGUGUUUGAACAAGUGGGGAGAUUCGACAUGUCCCGUGUGUCGAUGCGUACAAACUCCAGAACUUUCCGAACAGUCCGUUUGCAUGGAGUGUGAAGGAACGGAAGCGCUUUGGAUCUGUCUAAUCUGCGGACACAUCGGAUGCGGUCGAUACCAGGGAGGUCACGCAGCGUCACACUAUCGGACGACUAACCAUACGUACGCCUUGCAGCUGGGUACGAAUCGUGUGUGGGAUUAUGCGGGAGAUAAUUUCGUUCAUCGAUUGCUGCAAAGCAAAUCGGAUGGGAAGCUCGUCGCCACCCAAUCGCCCGGUGGAGAAGAUGGAGAGGAAAAGAUCGAUUCGAUGCAGCUGGAAUUCACUUACCUGCUUACAUCGCAGCUCGAUGCGCAGCGGGAUUAUUACGAGGAACGUUUGUCCCGGCUCGAGUCGAUCGUCGGUGGCGAAAGACAGAAGCUGCAAGAAGACAACGAGCUAGCGAAGAAAAAGACCACAGAGCUGGAAGUAAAAUUGCACGCGCUAACGAAAGAGAAAAAUGGCUUAGAAAGAAAGAUCACGCAAUUAACAUCAAAGCUGAGCACCGUGCUAGGUGAGCUUGCCGAGGAGAAACAGUUUGGGAAAACGCUACAAGCCAACCAAAUUACUUGGCAAACCAAGUUCACCACAUUGGAGAAACAAUGUUCGGAGAAGGAGCAAGAAAUUGUCGAACUGAAGGAGCAGGUGCGUGAUCUUAUGUUCUACAUGGAAGCACAGAAUACGAUUGCCGGUUCGGAAUUAAAAAGUGAAUUGGUUGACGGAACAGUAGUGCUUCCGGCCGAUGCUGUGGCGGCCGCCUCGUCUCUUUCCUCCCACAGUGGACUAGCUAUGGGUACUAGUGGUAAUGGCGGUAAAUCGUCCAAGCGUCGCCAAAGGAGAAAGUAAAAGCUCACCCGAACAGCCAACGCGUCUGUUCACAUCAUUCACAUAAGCUGCGCACAGUUUUUUCGAGCUAUAGCUACACGUUCGAUACGAUGGAAUUUUGAAAUUGUGAUAAAGUUUCUUCGCGUUUUUUUAUUUCCUUCGCCAAUUAAUUAUAGAAAUACAGUAACGCAAAGACUUGUGGAAAAAGUGCAGAAUAA
Molecule: messenger RNA, 2273 nt
Organism: Anopheles funestus (African malaria mosquito)
Lineage: Eukaryota; Metazoa; Arthropoda; Insecta; Diptera; Culicidae
Product: BRCA1-associated protein
Exons: 4
Coding region: 298-2076 (592 amino acids)
Biological process (GO): protein ubiquitination; Ras protein signal transduction
Cellular component (GO): cytoplasm
Molecular function (GO): ubiquitin protein ligase activity; zinc ion binding
Source: RefSeq, a predicted model, not a curated record